CGCAGGCCGUGUCCGGCCGGCCCUGAACAGCCGCGGAGCAGCGGUCGGGAGCGGCCGGCCCGGGCGGGCGGGAAGGGCGGCCAUGCACGCGCGCGCUGCGGGGCGCUGAGGAGCGGGCUGUUGCCCUCGGGUGCUGUACCCGUGGCGGGAUGGAGCUUGCGGCCGCGCCCUGGCCCAGCGUGGCGCCGGAGCUGAGCCCCGAGGAGGAGCAGGCCACCAAGCAGUUUCUUGAAGAGAUUAACAAGUGGACUGUUCAGUACAACGUUUCCCCACUCUCUUGGAACGUGGCCGUCAAGUUCCUCAUGGCCAGGAAGUUUGAUGUGCUCCGGGCCAUCGAGCUGUUCCACUCGUACAGGGAGACACGAAGGAAGGAAGGCAUCGUGAAGCUGAAACCUCAUGAGGAACCUCUCCGUUCCGAGAUCCUUAGUGGGAAGUUCACCAUCCUGAAUGUGCGGGAUCCCACAGGAGCCUCCAUCGCCCUCUUCACUGCCAGGCUGCACCAUCCCCACAAGUCGGUCCAACACGUGGUCCUCCAGGCGCUGUUUUACUUGCUGGACAGGGCUGUUGAUAGCUUUGAGACUCAGAGGAAUGGCCUGGUGUUUAUCUAUGACAUGUGUGGUUCUAAUUAUGCCAACUUUGAGCUGGAUCUUGGCAAGAAAGUCCUCAACCUGCUGAAGGGAGCGUUUCCGGCCCGCUUGAAAAAGGUGCUCAUUGUGGGUGCUCCCAUCUGGUUCCGAGUGCCCUACUCCAUCAUCAGUCUCCUCCUGAAGGACAAAGUUCGAGAGAGGAUUCAGAUAUUAAAGACAUCUGAGGUUACUCAGCACUUGCCCAGGGAGUGCCUUCCAGAAAAUCUGGGUGGGUACGUCAGAAUGGACCUCGCCACAUGGAACUUCCAAUUCCUGCCCCAGGUGAACGGCCACCCAGAUCCCUUCGAUGAGAUCAUCCUGUCCUCCUUCCCUCCUGCCUUAGACUGGGACUCGGUACAUGUUCCAGGUCCCCACGCCAUGACCAUCCACGAGCUAGUGGACUAUGUUAACACCAAGCAGAAGCGGGGGAUUUAUGAGGAGUAUGAAGACAUUCGUCGGGAGAAUCCCGUUGGCACUUUCCACUGUUCCAUGUCUCCAGGAAACCUGGAGAAGAACCGCUAUGGGGAUGUCCCCUGCCUGGACCAAACUCGAGUGAAGCUGACAAAACGAAGUGGCCACACUCAGACAGAUUACAUCAAUGCCAGCUUCAUGGAUGGCUACAAGCAGAAGAAUGCUUACAUCGGCACCCAGGGCCCUUUGGAAAACACCUAUCGCGAUUUCUGGCUCAUGGUGUGGGAGCAGAAGGUCUUGGUGAUUGUCAUGACCACCCGCUUUGAGGAAGGUGGCAGGAGGAAGUGUGGCCAGUACUGGCCUUUAGAAAAGGACACUCGGAUCAGAUUUGGCUUCCUCACAGUGACCAACCUGGGUGUGGAGAACAUGAACCAUUAUAAGAAAACAACGCUUGAAAUUCACAACACUGAGGAGCGGGAGAAACGCCAGGUGACCCACUUCCAAUUCCUGAGCUGGCCAGACUAUGGUGUCCCUUCCUCGGCAGCGUCACUCAUUGACUUCCUGAGGGCCGUCAGGAACCAGCAGAGCCUGGCCAUCAGCAGCAUGGGCGUCCGCUCCAAGGGGCAAUGCCCUGAGCAGCCGCCCAUUGUAGUCCACUGCAGCGCAGGCAUUGGCCGGACAGGUACCUUCUGCUCACUGGACAUCUGCCUGGCACAGCUGGAGGAGCUUGGCACCCUCAAUGUGUUCCAGACAGUGUCACGCAUGCGGACCCAGAGGGCCUUCAGCAUCCAGACACCCGAGCAGUACUAUUUCUGCUACAAGGCCAUCCUGGAGUUUGCAGAAAAGGAGGGCAUGGUGCCCUCUGGCCAUAACCUGCUGGCCAUGGAGGGUCAGUAACUGCCCCACAGUGUCCUGCCUGCUGGCCACCUCCCUUAGAUCAUCCUGGACACCACUGAGCCUCUAGGUUGCCAUCGGUUCUGCCGAAGCUGUGAUCAGCCUCUUCCUUGGCUCCUGGCACCCGCGUGCACACAGGACAGCCUCUCCCUUCAGCCAGAUCGAUGUGGUGGAGUUGCCACUAAAAAGGGCCAGCAGUGAUGUGUUCUUGACUCCUAGCACCUGCUAUCGAACUGUGCCUUAUUAAAACCAAAUUGUG
This is a messenger RNA of Heterocephalus glaber (naked mole-rat), 2190 nucleotides long. It is a transcript of the gene Ptpn9, whose product is annotated as protein tyrosine phosphatase non-receptor type 9. NCBI's taxonomy places the organism in Eukaryota, Metazoa, Chordata, Mammalia, Rodentia, Bathyergidae. The record is from RefSeq and is a predicted model, not a curated record. Gene Ontology annotation, biological process: protein dephosphorylation. Gene Ontology annotation, molecular function: protein tyrosine phosphatase activity.